UGGCGUUUCCGAACUUGGGCGCCUUCCGCAUUGACCCGGCUGUCCUGAGUCGGGGCCCCAGCACCCAGCAAGCACCAUGCCCUCUGGGGAAUAAAGGCCGGCGGGAUGACGCCUAGGUGGCUGAGAAGAUGAUUUGUCCAUGUCGGCCAAGGAGGGGCCAAAAGUUUCUAUACAGAAGGGGAGGAUUCCAGCUGAGUUUCGAAUAAGUGGGAGUUGGGAGGUGCCGAGGGGCAAGAGGCCAUUCAUUCCUUCAGAGGGAACAGAAUGUUCAAGACCUGCAGAUCCUUUCCAGGAGGUCAGUUAUGGGUGUGAGAGGCUUACAGGGAUUUGUGAGAAGUAGCUGCCCACAUAUAUGUAUGGUAGUAAAUUUCAAAGAGCUGGCAGAGCACCACCGAAGCAGGCAUCCUGGAGGGACUCCUACCAUUGUGGUCGAUGCCAUGUGUUGCCUCAGAUACUGGUACACGCCGGACUCUUGGAUCUGUGGUGGCCAGUGGCGGGAAUACUUUUCUUCUUUGCGAGAAUUUGUGAAAACUUUUACAGCUCUUGGCAUCAAGUUGGUAUUCUUCUUUGAUGGCAUGGUGGAGCAGUCCAAGAGAGACGAGUGGGUGAAACGAAGACUCAAGAACAACAGGGAGAUAGCCAAGAUCUUCCAUUAUAUCAAGUCCCACAGGGAGCAGCCUGGCAGAAACAUGUUCUUCAUCCCCUCAGGGCUGGCCAUAUUUACUCAGUUUGCUUUGAAGGCCCUGGGUCAGGAAACUCUGUGUUCGUUACAGGAGGCCGACUAUGAGGUGGCUUCCUAUGGCCUCCAGAACAACUGUCUUGGGAUUCUUGGAGAAGACACUGACUAUUUAAUUUAUGACACCUGUCCCUACUUUUCCAUCAGUGAGCUCUCCCUGGACAGUCUGGACACCAUCAUGCUGUGCCGAGAGAAGCUCUGUCAGAGCCUGGGUCUCAGCCUGUCUGACCUUCCUCUUCUGGCCUGCCUGCUUGGCAACGACAUCAUCCCAGAAGGCAUGUUCGAAAGCUUUCGUUACAAGUGCUUGUCUUCUUAUACCUCUGUGAAAGAGAACUUUGACAAAAAAGGUAACAUUAUCUUAGCUGUAGCGGACCACAUAUCUAAAGUUCUUCAGUUGCAUCAAGGUGAGAAGAAGCUGGAAGAGAUGUUACCUUUGGGGCCAAACAAAGCUCUUUUUUAUAAAGGAGUGGCAUCAUAUCUUUUGCCAGGACAGAAGUCUCCGUGGUUUUUCCAAAAACCUAAAGGCGUAGUAACUUUGGACAAGCAGGUACUGUCCAUGAGUUCAGAUCCUAAAUCCAAGCAAGAAGUUCCCGUGUGUACAGACCCUGAAUCCAAGCAGGAAGUUCCCAUGUGUACAGACCCUGAAUCCAAGCAAGAAGUCCUUUUGUAUACACACCCUGAAUCCAAACAAGAGGUUCCCGUGUACACAGACCCUGAAUCCAAACAAGAAGUUCCCAUGUGUACAGACCCUGAACCCAAGCAAGAAUUUCCCUUAUGUACACACCCUGAAUCCAGGCAAGAAGUUCUCUUAUGCACACAUCCUGAAUCCAAGCGGAAAUUACCUGUAGAUACGGACCCUGAAUUUAACCUAGAAGCACCCCUGUGUACAAACCCUGAAAUUAAACAAGAAGAUCUUGUAAAUAUGGGGCCUGAAGUCAAGCCACAAAUAACUAUGGUUUCGGAUCCUGAGAUCUUGAAGGUCGCCAGAGCACAUCACGUCCAGGCAGAGAGCUACCUGGUGUACAACGUCAUGAGCAGCGGGGAGGUCGAAUGCAGCAACAGUCUGGAGGAUGCGAUGGACCAAGCUCUGCCCAGCCAGGCCUUCGUCUACCGCCCAGUGCGGCAGCGGGUGUACUCCCUCUUGCUGGGGGAUGGCGAAGGUGGUACCAGCACCUGCCCCACUGUCAAGGAGUGGUUUGUGUACUCUGGGAACCCACUGAGGCAGCCGGACCUCGUCAGGCCUCUGCAGAUGAGCAUUCCAGGGGGAACGCCUAGUUUGAAGCUGCUGUGGCUGAGCCAAGAGGCAGGACUACAGGCCCAGCGCUUGGACACACUCCUGGCCUGUUUUGACCUUUCCUCCUCGCGAGAAGAGCUGCAGGUGGUCGAGAGCCCCUUUCAAGCGUUGUGCUGCCUCCUGAUCUACCUCUUUGUGCAGGUGGACACCCUCUGUCUGGAGGAUCUACAUGCCUUCAUUGCACAGGCCCUGUGCCUCGAAGGAAAGACCACCAUGGAGCUUGCAGACUUGCAGCUCGACCACGUCGACCCCAGGGCCGUGCAGCUGGGUACCCUCCUGGUCCGCGGCCUCACCACCCUGGUGCUGGUCAACAGUGCCUGCGGCUUCCCCUGGAAAACGUCGGACUUCAUGCCCUGGAAUUUGUUUGACGGGAAGCUGUUUCAUCAGAAGUACCUGCAGUCUGAGAAAGGGUACACAGCAGAGGCACUUGUGGAACAACACAGGUCCUGGCUCACCAGAUUCCAUGCCCUGAAGUCAGUCGUGUGCAAGGCCUGCGUGAAGGAGAACAGACCCAUCGUCAGCAGGCGGCACUGGCGUUCACACCACUCAGGGCGGAGGGGCCGACAGGGAUCCAGCGACCACAGGAUGAGCUCUGGGUACGGCCGGUCUGGCCAAGGACAGCACUGGAGGGACCAGGGGCCAGGAAGUAGACAGUAUGACCCUGACCAAUGGAGAAGAUAUUAAUCAUCUUCUGGAUGCCAGGUGACUCUUGAGUCCGCUCUUGUUGACGAGUCAGGCAUUAGAAAGGGAUUGGAAGUCUGUGCCUGGCGGGCCUUCUGCCGCCAUCUUCCCAGUCAUGGGGCCCCUGUGGAAGCCCUGACUCUGCAAUCCUUCGCUCUGUUGCCUCGGGCCGGUCAGUUCCCUUAGAGCAGAGACCUCCAGUUUCUGCUGGAGGCGCAGAAGGGGUGACGUAGUUGAGAACAUCUGAAGCUCUGUGUGACCUUUGGAAACAGGGUGAGGGGCCUUGGAGUAACCUCCAGGUUUCUGCCUUGUGUUGGGUUCAGAUCUCAGUAGCGUUGACUUGGAAGCAUGGGGAGAACAGCAGUGACCUGUGGGUGUGUUGCCCUUGAGACGCCGACGCCGCACACGCACACGGAUGCAGGCGCACACGGCGAGCACAUCUGUAGAGAACUAGGAAUAGCCCCUGGGGCACCAGCACCCACAGACCACGGAGAAAGGGGAGGUUGAGGGAGAGCUGCCUGAGGGUGCAGGAGGGGUUGGGUGCAGGUGCCCUGGGUCGCGGGGAGGAGCGUCUCAGAGGAGAGGGGCUGGCACCUUCCAGCAUCUCCGAGGCAGGAGCGACCCACAAAGAAAGGAUGCUGUUGAGCCCUGAGGACAGCAGGGGUCACAUGGAAGAAGCACAUGGUUGGUGGCGUCAGAUCAGGAGACCCGUUGUGGGCCUCCAAGGCCACGCUCAGUGAGGGGGCACCGCAGGGGCAGGGCGUCCCUCAGCUUCUCCUAGACCCUCCUCCACAUCCAGGCAGCACAGCACCCAUGCAGACACACACGGCCUCAGGUGUGAUGCUUCCUGUGGAGGGAACUGCAGCUGACACACCCCUCCUUUCCUGCUCACCCCAGGCCCUCCAGCUUAGGAAGCUGUCCUGUCCUGGCAGGAAGAGCGGGCUGGCUCAGAAGAUGCGGUUGCCACGGAGACUCACGCAGCCACUUGUGUUCCAGGCAGUCCAGCCAACGCCUGCCUGCUGGGUGGGACAGAACCGUGUCACCAUUGGAGAGAGAAUUGUUUUAAAACUUGGACAUUGAACAUAGUGCCUCUGGCUUACCUACGGUCAAGACACAUCACAAAAUACACUGUGUUUCACACGUUACUGGCACCCAGUCCAAGACGUACAUGGGACGUGGUGUGUGUUUUAAACUCCGUUCCCCUUGUGCAUUUCACAGGCAGCGGGUAGAGAAGGGAGCCAGGAAGACAAGGCAGAACUGAAGACACUCACGGAAAACCACCGGCGACGUGUCGCCCAGAAGCAUCACUGCAGCUUCACCCCGAAUACAAGUAUUGUCCUAACAGUGAAUGUAAAUGCAGAGACGCUCGUGGGAGAGAAUAGGGAGUGGAGAACUCAGCCACACUGCAGGAGGCCUCUGGUCGGCCGCACAGCAGAGGCCUCGCUGUCUGUCCAGAGCGCGUGGUUACGGCUCCUGCUUCAUUUUCACACAGCCCAGUGCACACUCGUGUCUUCAUACAGCUGUCCUUGAGUUAAAAACACGACUUCACAGAAAGUUACUUUCUCACAGUGGUGGGCCCAGGCCUCUGACAUACAAGGAUCCUUGUAAAAUGCAUUGAUGUGUCCAUGGUACAGCUUUUAGGUUUUGAUUCCUUGUUUAAAUUUGUCAGAAAGGCCAUUUUGUCAGGAGUUAGAGUUUUCUACGGGUGAGUGGAAAUGACUGGUUUGUGGUGAGCAUUUUGCUCCUAGGAAUUAGCCAGACCUCAUCAUUAAAGGAGACACAUGCAAGAACCAGGGAAAAGCUGUGACCCAUCCAGGAGCCGGGCACCAGGGCCGCAUUCCACGUGCUCUGUUCCUCGGCACUCUCCACAAGGUCCACAGGGAAGCCUGCAGCUGUACAGAUGGUCUGGUCGGGUUUGCCAUCUCUCUUCGUGUCGUAACGGUGAUCUGUGAUGCAAGUGUGUGGUUUAUGCCAAAUAUAAAUGAUUAGUCUGUUACUAAUGAGAAAACA
Molecule: messenger RNA, 4721 nt
Organism: Lagenorhynchus albirostris (white-beaked dolphin)
Lineage: Eukaryota; Metazoa; Chordata; Mammalia; Artiodactyla; Delphinidae
Gene: FAM120B
Product: family with sequence similarity 120 member B
Exons: 11
Coding region: 303-2714 (803 amino acids)
Cellular component (GO): nucleus
Molecular function (GO): nucleic acid binding
Source: RefSeq, a predicted model, not a curated record